AAAUAUGACCCAGUUGUGGUCAACCACACGGACCACGCGUGAUUAGCAAAAGAAAACAUUUGUACCACACACAUGUUCACACCACAUGGUGGGGCUCAUCAUCACUGUGGACGGGAGGGUGAAAAUGUACAUUUUACUAGGUCCCCCUCCACUUGAGGUAGGGAUGAUACAACAAGGGCCAUCCCCAUCUCCUGUGCCAGGUUCCUACCACCCACGUCCCAUGAACUUCGCCAGAAUCCAUCAUCCGUCAGCUUGCGAGGGUCUUCGGAGCUUCGCAGUCUGGGGCUUCCCUCCGCGGCUGGUGACCCCGAACUUUGGAGGGCCGCACAUGCACCCGAACCGCCUGCGCGGCUACCCCAACCCCAUCAAGAGGAACCCGGACAAGGUGCGGCGGCUGCCCAACGUGAAGCUGAAGCGCUUCGACUACAGUCUCACCACCUCAGCGGAUGGCUUGUUCUACCUGAGGCCCCCCUACCCGCCCCGCAUCAAUCGGACCAUUGAGUGCGAGCCGCCGGGGAAAGCGAAGAAGAACCCCUGGCCCACCACCGUGCACAAGGAUUACAAGCUGAAGUGGAAGAACAUCGAGUACAUCUUCGUCCCGGAGCUAACCCGCAAGCCUCAUGGCACGCCGCAGCGCCGCUGGACGGGGCCGGUGACGCGUGUGGAGCACCGCGAGGGGAAGGCCAAGGUCACCAUGGUGACGCACGACGCGCGGCUCCUGGACUGGUGAACUGGCCCCGACUGACAGGGUCCAAAAAGAUACGGCUGAACUUGCGCCGUGGCGUCGUAUUUACCGCGGGGGGGCGCAUGGGGCGCCACAUCU
Durusdinium trenchii is the source of this 823-nucleotide messenger RNA. The record is from the annotation of a GenBank genome assembly. NCBI's taxonomy places the organism in Eukaryota, Dinophyceae, Suessiales, Symbiodiniaceae.